Messenger RNA from Trichobilharzia regenti, 1679 nucleotides. The record is from the annotation of a GenBank genome assembly. Lineage: Eukaryota; Metazoa; Platyhelminthes; Trematoda; Strigeidida; Schistosomatidae.
AAGAUAUAAAACCUUUUAUGAUUUGUGAGGAGGAACCAAAAUUGUCUACUUCUGUUAUUAAAGAGUUUGAAAAUGAUGAAGUUGACGGUAAAGUGAAUAUUCGUGAUAAUGAUCAUGAUACUUCACAGUUGUCUUUGGUUGAUCAUUAUGAGAUGAGGGAUAUGCCUACUACUGCUAAGUUAAAUAAAGGUUCUGUACAACUACAACGUGAAGUAGAAUUGAACGCAGAUGCAGUUCCAAAAGGUGUGCAUACUUGUGAGACAGUCAGUGUAAUUGAUCAGCGUGUAGCCCACCUAUCAUCAGAUGAUAGUGCUAAACCCGAACUAGUAGUGAAAGACAGCAGUGGUGGUAAUCUUGCAGUUGGACAACUAUCUGAGAGCCGAACAAGAACAGCUUCUGAUCCACCACUAAGUUCAUCACCUUGUGUCACUCAGUCAUCGUUGGUGCUGUCAUCCACAAUGAAACAGACACCCAUCAACUCAAGUAUCUUGUGCAAUGACUAUGGUAGUAUCAGUUCGUUUGAAAGGACGAAUAUCAAUGGUCAGUUUAGUGUGGAUAAGCCAAGUGUAAAGGAGAGAGUUAUUGUUAAAUUGACUUGCACGAAUAAAGGCAUUUCUAGUUUCAAGUUACUAUUUGAAUGUUAUUAUCUUUGGUGUAAAUUACUCUGUUUCUACACUUGGUUGAUGAGAUAUGUCGUGUGUUUGUUGGUCAUCUAUAUUCUACGAUACAAUGACAUGGGCGUGUUGCCGUUCAGAUUUGAGGAUAUAGCUGAUAGAAGGAAGUUAGCAAAUGAACUCUGCGACGAUUUUCCAACCUAGGGCGUCAACCUGAGAAGGGUUGUAGGCGUACUGCUGUAAGUCCUACAGUUCUUCAAAGGGUAGCGCAUCAAUGAGCAGUCCAAUGUGCUUGGUGUAUGAUCUUGUACAUAUGUUCAUAUUGUAUAUACUGAAUUGAUAUCAUCUGUCAUCUAGCUGUUGGUAAUUCUGUUUGUGUCCGGACGACUUCCACUUGGAUCAUCAACCUGAGAAGGAAUGUAGGCGUACUGCUGUAAGUCCUACAGUUCUUCAAGGGUAGUUUGUCGUGUCAGAAUCCACAACAUUUGAUGUGUUGAUUGUACAUAUGUUUGUGUUAAAUAGUUGUGUGAGUUCCAAUUGAUGUAAUUGUUGGUUAAUCUUGUUUGUGUCUGGACAUUCCACAACUUACAAUCGUCAACCUGUGAAGGGUUGCAGGCGUACUGGUGUAAGUCCUGCAAUUCUUCAAAGGAAUUCCACCAAGACAUGAUCCGCGAGGUUAUUUGUACUGUUUGUGUAUACGUGUGGUGUGUCUUCGCAAUUUGUGAUUUUGGAUCAGUUGUGUUUACUCGUUGUUUUCGUGCCUUGUUUUUAUUGCAUAAUUUUGUUAAAAUUUUCGUCGUGAUUACUUCUGAAGUUGUUUCUUGUCUUCUACAUCCAUGAAUGAAUUGAUUGAUGUUAGAGACAGCAGAUGGGUCGUAUACGCCGGGGAGGCUAGGCUAUUGCUGAGAAUGAAAUGCACACGGAGAUAAUUGUUAGCUGCGGUCCGACACGCCGGGGAGAAAGAGUGUAAACGACUGAGGCUCGCAUGCGUCACCGCUACUAGAACUGAGGCAGAAUGAGUGACAAGCGAUUUCAGUGGUAAUUGGUAAUGAGUAAUUAAGAGGA